AUGGCAAAUAAAACUCGGAAAAUUAUAACUCUACCUGAUGAUGUUUUAGUCAGAAUUCUAUCUCUUGUUCCAACCGAACAAGCCUUUUUGACUAGCCUCUUAUCCAAGAGAUGGAAGUUCUUGUGGACUUCAAUUCCGGUACUUGAUUUUGAUUAUGGUCGCUUUUCUGAAACGUUUGAUGAUAUCGCCUUGGAUGAUGAUGAUCAGAAGAGACGGUUUCUUGAUUUUGUCCAACAUGUUUUGUUUCUCCAUGAACUUGAACCUUUAGAGAAUCUACGAUUAGCAUUUGAAAUUAGUAAAUUUGAUGAUUAUAUCUCUAAGGUUUCUAUGGGUUUUACAUCUAGUUCCAUCUUCUUUUUUCGAGUUAAAUGCCCCGAAUCUAAUCUUAAGUGCUUAGUGUUGCAAUCUUGUCACGGCAAUGAUUCCCUUGCUUUUGAGCAUGCCUUUAUCCACAUUCCAACUCUUUUUCAAUUAAAGUACCAAGGGGUUUUCACAUCAAGUCACCUAUCUAUUUCCAGUUCAAAGAAUCUUAUUGAAGUAGAAGUAGAUAUCUCUUGUAGUCUGACUCUGCAUAAUCAGCACCAGUUGACAUGCAAGCUUCUAAAGGAUCUCCAGAAUGUUAAGUCUCUAGCACUAUUUUCCCAUAAUCUCGAGGUUCUCAAUAUGAAUGGUGGCAUAAGAUUGCCUACUCCCUUCAACAAUUUAAAACAUUUAAUUGUAAAGCUAGCAAAGGUUGAUAAAGAGCUACUGGGGUUUGUGUGUUUGCCAAGGAGUUCUCCUUAUUUGGAAACUCUUGCUCUUUCCAUAGACUUCAACUAUUUGGUGCCCAAGAAUGAAAUGUUAUCCGCAGUCUAUAUAAUGUGGACGAAGAAACAGUCCAGCAAAUACAUUUACUUCCUCCUGAGUGUGUAG
Messenger RNA from Papaver somniferum (opium poppy), 912 nucleotides. RefSeq names its product F-box/FBD/LRR-repeat protein At5g56420-like. The coding region runs from base 1 to 912 and encodes 303 amino acids. NCBI's taxonomy places the organism in Eukaryota, Viridiplantae, Streptophyta, Magnoliopsida, Ranunculales, Papaveraceae. Gene Ontology annotation, molecular function: protein binding. The record is from RefSeq and is a predicted model, not a curated record. The transcript is spliced from 4 exons.